Messenger RNA from Angiostrongylus costaricensis, 1443 nucleotides. NCBI's taxonomy places the organism in Eukaryota, Metazoa, Nematoda, Chromadorea, Rhabditida, Metastrongylidae. The record is from the annotation of a GenBank genome assembly.
AUGCGCGACGGCAAGGCGGCUGGGGAUGCCUACGUGCAUUACAGCAAUGAGGAUGACUACAAACGAGCCCUUAAGAAGGAUAGGGAGCACAUGGGACAUCGAUACAUCGAAGUGAUGCCAGCUGAUGAUGAGUCGGCAAAAGGAAUGGUUGGUAGGGAUCGUGAUAGAGGUUUUCGCGACCGUGGCCCUCGCCGUGAGCGCAGCUAUGACUACGGUCGGGGAGGCUCACGUGGUGGCGUACCUCCUCUGCUAGCAUCGACUGGGGAAGGGGUGGUGAGACUUCGUGGUCUCCCCUAUGGUGUGCGUGAGCGUGACGUGUUCGACUUCUUUGCUCCAUUGGCCAUUGUUCCGGACGGUAUUCUUCUUCCCGAUGAACGUGCUGCGGCUAAAACAAAUGGUGAAGCAUUUGUUGUGUUUGUAGACCAAGAAACCGCUGAUCGAGCAUUAAUGCGUCACAUGAAGAAUAUGCAACACCGAUACAUCGAGGUGUUUGCGGCGUCGUACGGUGAGAUGGUGCAGUUCUGUGAUGACCACCGUCUGCGCGUGCCGCGUGGUAAUGGGGGAGGAGGCGGCUACAGUGCUCUGGAUCGUGGUGCUGGCUACGAGGACGCUUAUGACGGCUACCUCGGGUCAUAUGGUCGAGUUGGUGGUGGUGAUCGUGUUGCGACUGUUGGUCCUUGGGAGGAUAGCCGUGCUCCUGCCUUUGGCUCAGUACCAAUAACAGAUCCAUAUGCUGGUGGAUAUACUGCGUCACCAUGGGCUGCCGACACGCGACGUGCAGCUUCCCCUCGUGUUGGAGCUUCCUAUGGAGAUCCAUACGGUAGGGCUGGCCAUGCAGACCAUUACGGUAGAGCUGUGCCUUCAUCUGAGCCUUAUGGGCGCCCUACGCCGGUAGAUGAUCCUUACCUGCGUUCUUCAAGAAGGCAAGAUGAUAUGUAUGGUCGCGGAAGGUCUGAUCCAUAUGAGAGUUAUGCCCGUGGGCUUACUGAGUCUUGGCGCGACGAGCGAGCACCAGCAUCAGCAACGUCAGGAUUUGGCGAUUCGUGGCACGAAUAUGGCUAUUCGGGAAGUGGAGGUGGACCGAUGCGUGUACGAGAGCAGUGGCGCGACCGAGAGGACUCCCGAGGACCAACUGCUGCAGCACCACGAGGACGUGAACGACCUGGACAGAGGUACACACUCAAAAUGAGAGGGGUGCCCUUCCGUGCUAUCGAGGCGGAUAUUUACGACGUGAGUUGGAAUAUUGUGGUUCAUAUACAGUUCAGUUGGUGGAAUAAUUUCUUUGAACCAGUUCGACCUGCUCAUGUUGAAAUAAUCCAUGAAGCAAGCGGCCGCCCUUCUGGUGAAGCACGUGUGGAAUUCGCGAGCAGAAAAGAUUAUGAUGACGCUUUGUUAAAGGAUAAACAGUACAUGGAAGGGGAUUCUGGAGUCAGUAACUUUUAA